AUAUUAACAUCUUAUUACCAACACCCUAUUUUUACGUUUAUCAUCUCUCUUUGGGCCAGAGGAGAGAGAGGAGAGAGAGGAGAGAGAGAGAAGCCAGAGCACGAAAAUCGAGCAACAAUGGCUGCUUGCAAUGUCAACUCAGUUUACUCAGCAGCAUCUGUUUCAGCCAUUGUUGCACAGCCAAAGCUCCAAUCCCGUACGUCUCUCUCCCGAUAUAAUCCCAAUCCAAAUCCCAAAUUCCCCAACAUUCUCCUCUUCUCGUCUCGUGGCGUUGACCUAAUCUCGCGUCGAUCCUCUAGAACUCCGAAUUUCCUGGUUUUGGGGAGUUCUAAGGCGGAGCCGCUGAGAGUGAUGAUAUCUGGGGCUCCUGCUUCUGGUAAGGGAACACAAUGUGAGCUCAUCACUCAGAAAUAUGGCCUGGUGCAUAUUGCUGCUGGAGAUUUGCUUAGGGCAGAAAUUGCAGCUGGGAGUGAGAAUGGGAGGAGAGCAAAGGAGUGCAUGGAGAAAGGACAAUUGGUUCCAGAUGAGAUAGUUGUUAUGAUGGUGAAGGAGCGCUUGUCAAAGCCGGACUCUCAAGAAAAAGGCUGGCUUUUAGAUGGAUAUCCUAGGAGCUCAUCACAAGCAAUUGCUCUCAAGGGAUAUGGGUUUGAACCAGAUAUUUUUAUUCUUUUAGAU
Molecule: messenger RNA, 675 nt
Organism: Morus notabilis
Lineage: Eukaryota; Viridiplantae; Streptophyta; Magnoliopsida; Rosales; Moraceae
Product: adenylate kinase 2, chloroplastic-like
Exons: 4
Biological process (GO): nucleoside triphosphate biosynthetic process
Cellular component (GO): cytoplasm
Molecular function (GO): nucleoside diphosphate kinase activity; AMP kinase activity; ATP binding
Source: RefSeq, a predicted model, not a curated record